Messenger RNA from Chelmon rostratus (copperband butterflyfish), 1289 nucleotides. Its product is annotated as keratin, type I cytoskeletal 13-like. NCBI's taxonomy places the organism in Eukaryota, Metazoa, Chordata, Actinopteri, Chaetodontiformes, Chaetodontidae. The coding region runs from base 1 to 1197 and encodes 398 amino acids. Gene Ontology annotation, molecular function: structural molecule activity. The transcript has 7 exons. The record is from RefSeq and is a predicted model, not a curated record.
AUGACCUCCUUCUCCAGCCGCAGCAGCUUCGUGUCCUCCCCCAUGAGGAGCUCCAUCAUAAUGGGCCCCUCCGUGUCCUCCCGCCAGGUCCGCGGCAUCGGGGCCGGCAGCGUUUACGGAGGAGCCGGAGGGUCUGGUGUCCGCGUUUCAAGCAGCUCCUUCUCCUCCUCCGGCGCAGGAGUCGGCGGCGCCUUCAACCUGACGGACGCCAUCGACGUCUCCGCCAGCGAGAAGAUCACCAUGCAGAACCUCAACGACCGCCUGGCCGCCUACCUGGACAGGGUGCGUGACCUGGAGAAAGCCAACGGCGAGCUGGAGCUGAAGAUCAGGCAGUUCCUGGAGAGCCGGGUCACGCCGAAGGCUCACAACUUCGAUGCAUUCAACGUCCGCAUUAAAGACCUGCAGGACCAGAUCAUCGCCGCUGCUCAGGGAAACGGCGUCCUCUUCCUCUUCAUCGACAACGCCAAGCUGGCCGUCGAUGACUUCAAAGUCAAGUUUGAGAACGAGCUGGCCAUGCGUCAGUCGGUGGAGGCCGACAUCGCCGGGCUGAAGAGGGUCCUGGACGAGCUGACUCUGGGAAGAUCCGACCUGGAGAUGCAGAUCGAAGGGCUGAGGGAUGAACUCAUCUAUCUCAAGAAGAACCAUGAAGAGGACUUGCUGGCUCUGAGGGCCCAGGUUGGAGGUCGGGUGAACGUGGAGGUGGACGCCGCUCCUCAGCAGGACCUGUCCGCCAUCCUGGCCGGAGUCAGAGCAGACUACGAGACUGUGGCCGCAAAGAACCGCAGAGACCUGGAGUCCUGGUUCCAGGCCAAGACGGCCGAGCUGAGCAAAGAGGUGGCGGUGAGCACCGAGACCCUGCAGACGUCCAAGUCCAGCAUUGGAGAGCUCAGACGAACUCUUCAGACUGUGGAGAUCAAACUGCAGUCUGAAAUCAGCAUGAAAGGAGCUCUGGAGAUGACUCUGGCUGAGACCAGCAGCCGCUACGCCAACAUGCUGGCAGGCUACCAGAGCCAGGUGGUGGCUCUGGAGGAGCAGCUGGCCCGGCUGAGGAGCGAGCUGGAGAACCAGGGGAUCCAGUUCUCAGACCUGCUGGACAUCAAGACCAGACUGGAGCUGGAGAUCCUCGAGUACAGGAAGCUGCUGGACGCUGAGAGCACCACCACCGUCACCACCGUCACCACCGUCACCGACAAGUGAGUGACCAUCGCACGAUCACGCAGGAGGUGGACUCCUCUGGAAACGUGGAGACCACCGAGAGGCGUGAGACCAGCACAAAACCAGGAACCCUU